GGUUCCGCGCUCCCCGCUCCGCGCUCCCCGCUCGGCGCCCCGCGCUCCCCGCCGCCCGCUCCCCGCGGCCGGGCAUGUAGCAGCGGCCGGCGCCGCGGCGGAAUAUGGGCGGGAACCACUCCCACAAGCCCCCCGUGUUCGACGAGAAUGAGGAAGUCAACUUUGACCAUUUUCAGAUCCUGCGGGCCAUCGGUAAAGGGAGUUUUGGAAAGGUAUGCAUCGUGCAGAAGCGGGACACAAAGAAAAUGUACGCGAUGAAGUACAUGAACAAGCAGAAAUGCAUCGAGAGGGAUGAAGUACGGAACGUCUUCCGGGAACUGCAGAUCAUGCGGGGGCUGGACCACCCUUUCCUGGUCAACCUGUGGUACUCCUUCCAGGACGAGGAGGACAUGUUCAUGGUGGUGGACCUGCUCCUGGGCGGAGAUCUGCGUUACCACCUGCAGCAGAACGUCCACUUCACGGAGGGGGCGGUGAAGCUGUACAUCUGCGAGCUGGCGCUGGCCCUGGAGUAUCUGCAGAGGUUCCACAUCAUCCACAGAGACAUCAAGCCAGACAACAUACUGCUGGAUGAACACGGACAUGUUCACAUCACAGACUUCAACAUAGCGACGAUCGUGAAAGGAGCAGAAAAGGCUUCCUCUAUGGCUGGGACCAAGCCCUACAUGGCCCCGGAAGUGUUCCAGGUGUAUGUGGAGGGAGGCCCCGGCUACUCGUACCCCGUCGACUGGUGGUCCCUGGGUAUCACGGCCUACGAGCUGCUGCGGGGCUGGAGACCGUAUGAAAUCCACUCGGCCACGCCCAUUGAUGAGAUCCUCAACAUGUUCAAGGUGGAGCGUGUCCACUACUCCUCCACGUGGUGCAAAGGCAUGGUCGCCCUGCUGAAGAAGCUCCUGACCAAGGACCCCGAGAGCCGUCUGUCCAGCCUUGGUGACGUCCAGAGCGCGCCCUACUUGGCCGACAUGAACUGGGAUGCGGUGUUCGAGAAGGCGCUGACACCCGGCUUUGUGCCCAGUAAGGGGAGAUUGAAUUGUGACCCCACAUUUGAACUUGAAGAAAUGAUCCUUGAAUCCAGGCCACUUCACAAAAAGAAGAAGAGGCUGGCAAAGAACAGGUCCAAAGACGGCACAAAGGACAGCUGUCCUCUGAACGGACACCUGCAGCAGUGCUUGGAGACCGUGCGGAAGGAAUUCAUCAUAUUCAACAGAGAGAAGCUGAGGAGGCAGCAGGGGCAGACCAGCCAGCUCUUGGACACAGAGGGCCGAGCUGGGAGCCAGACCCAGGGCAAGCUCCAGGACGGCUGCAACAACAACAUCCUGGGCCACGCCUGCUCCCGGGGCUGCAGCAGCUAAGCCACUGCCUGCGGCCGCCUGACGGGACUGUGCGCAUUCCCGUCCUGCCCACCGGAAGCCCCUCUCUGUGCCACGAUGGUCCCUAUCUCACUCCUGGUAACACCAGAUGCAGAGACAGCCCUGGGCUUGGAGCUGGGAAGCCCGGGUUCUGGUCGCAGGUGCCUGACGGAUUCUCUGCGUGACUUCGGACAACCUUGCCCUUCCUGUGCCUCAGUUUUCUGCAUCUGCCAAAGGGGUUAAAACAGCUGUCCCACUUCUACAAGGUUAUUGGGAGAAACCAAAUAGGUAGGAGACAUGCAAAAUCUGUGACAUUUAUGAAAUUGUUUACACAGGCAAAAUAGAACCUUGAUAUUUGAAGUCCACUCCCAUCCCGCAAGGCAACUAGGCACCCCCUCCAUUCCCACGAUUCCCACAUCCUGGAGCAAAACCGGAAGUGUCUUCAUUUGCCGCCUCUGGGAGGCCAGUCUUUCUGACCCUCUAAGGUGGCGUGGCCGCGCACCAGCCUGGUCCCCUAGGUCCUGAUGCUACAGGUGCAUGUCUGCCCCUCUUCACAGAAGACCGCCUCCCACCUGUAAUCCCAGCAGGUCCCCCCACACACACCCCGCACUGGCAUGGCAGGUGGAUGCCCUUCAGAAGGUCAAGUCACUGACCACCAUUUUGAGAGUUCCUCCCAAACCCAGUCCCACCACCAAAUUCUGAGUCCCCGUCCCCUCUGGGUGUCUUUCCUGUGAAGGGUUGGAAGUGGCCUCCUCAGCAUUGUCCUAGAGAGGGUCCCCAAGUGCCACAGAUGAGGUGGCUCUGUAUCGAGGAACAAAGAAGCGUGGGUCACCAGGAAGUUGAGUCUAGGAGGACAGUGGACUCGCACAAGGAACAAACGGCUGUGGGACCUGUGCGGGCAGCGCUCUGCCCUCUGGAUGGGGAGACGCCGUAGCGCCGGGGACCGAGCUUCGGUGCGGCGUCAGGCUCGCGCUCGGAACCCAGCCCUGCUGUUUACCAACCGGAAGACCUUAGGCAAACGGCAUAAUCACUUCGGUGUCGUUUCCUUGUUUCAGAGCGGCGGUGAUGAAGCCAGCCUUGCAGGGUGGUUACGGGAGUCGGUGGCAUUCUGUGUGUCCCGUGCCCAGCACACGGCACCCACUGCAUGGUAGGCACUUUGUGCCCACGUCACCGUCAUCGUUUGCAGAGACUUCCCUACGUCACUCGUUUGGCAGGUCACUUUCCGCAGAAACGAGUCCGGUGGUUUGGCUUCCUUGAGCUUUUCUUCCCGGAGUCUUGGAACUCCGUCCAUCCCUGUCGACGUUCCGCUGUGCUUUUAGUUUUCCUUCCAACUUCCGGUUUUUAGUUUUUACAUCAUCAGUCCACCCUCGGGGCCGUCCAUGCCAUCUCUCCGAAAUCUUAAGAGACGUUUUAACGGAGGGUGUGGUUUUCUGUCUUUAACCUUCAAAAAGGAGAUGCUCCUAAGAGUCCUCCUUUCAGCCAAGCCUACUCCUCGAUUCCGUUGCCCACGUCAGUCUGCUUAUCUUGCACACUCGUCGUUCUCCGUCCCCCACCGGCACUGUCCUGUUCCCUCCAGGCAAUCGCAGGGCUGCUUCUCUCUUCACUGUGACCCGGGCAGCACUUAGCAUUUCUUGCUGGGCUGAGUUCAUGAAUUAGGGGGCAGGAGCUAGAAGUAAGCCCAAGAGACACCAGAUUUCCUGGCUGUGUUUAAGUUGAUGUUGUUUCUUGUUCAGAAUAAAC
This is a messenger RNA of Prionailurus viverrinus (fishing cat), 3086 nucleotides long. It is a transcript of the gene STK32B, whose product is annotated as serine/threonine kinase 32B. Gene Ontology annotation, biological process: protein phosphorylation; G protein-coupled receptor signaling pathway; regulation of signal transduction. The record is from RefSeq and is a predicted model, not a curated record. The coding region runs from base 105 to 1349 and encodes 414 amino acids. The transcript is spliced from 12 exons. NCBI's taxonomy places the organism in Eukaryota, Metazoa, Chordata, Mammalia, Carnivora, Felidae. Gene Ontology annotation, molecular function: G protein-coupled receptor kinase activity; ATP binding; G protein-coupled receptor binding.